GGAGAGAGAGGAGCCAUGGACAGGAAAGCCUCUCUAGGUGAAGAUUUGGUUUCCACCCUGAUGGAAUUCGAUGACGCCUUGCAAGACUUUACAAGAGGGCCUUGUGAUUCGGAGGAGCACCUCAAGAAACUCAAACAGCACCUCACGUUGAUCAGCGGUAGCAGCUGUGAUGCAGAAGAUGGGAGUUCAUCUCAAAGAAGCCCCGCCUACAACGGCGAAGAAACGUUGAGUCACCCGGUAACCAGCAUGACAUCAAGACACCAACCGAAAGCCAAACUCGGCGACACAAAAGAACUGGAAAACUUCAUUUCUGAUCUGGAUAAAGUUCUCACCGAUUUCUGAAAGAAGAAGUUCUCGGGAAUCAUAAAACUUCUGGUGAAAACUCCCACUUCCUGUUCAGCAGCUGACAUCAUUCCUUAU
Messenger RNA from Nanorana parkeri, 420 nucleotides. Its product is annotated as regulator of cell cycle RGCC-like. Gene Ontology annotation, cellular component: cytoplasm. The coding region runs from base 16 to 342 and encodes 108 amino acids. Gene Ontology annotation, molecular function: protein kinase activator activity; protein kinase binding. The transcript is spliced from 5 exons. NCBI's taxonomy places the organism in Eukaryota, Metazoa, Chordata, Amphibia, Anura, Dicroglossidae. Gene Ontology annotation, biological process: regulation of cell cycle. The record is from RefSeq and is a predicted model, not a curated record.